This is a messenger RNA of Echinococcus granulosus, 1761 nucleotides long. RefSeq lists its product as hypothetical. Gene Ontology annotation, biological process: regulation of transcription by RNA polymerase II; DNA-templated transcription; regulation of cell cycle. The record is from RefSeq and is a predicted model, not a curated record. The transcript is spliced from 10 exons. Bases 1 to 1761 code for a protein of 586 amino acids. NCBI's taxonomy places the organism in Eukaryota, Metazoa, Platyhelminthes, Cestoda, Cyclophyllidea, Taeniidae. Gene Ontology annotation, cellular component: nucleoplasm; transcription repressor complex. Gene Ontology annotation, molecular function: DNA binding.
AUGGCGGAUGAUCGAAAUUACGACGUGGACGAUUAUGGGAUGUCAUACAGGAAAAAUCCCCCGCGAACUCGCAAGAAAAGUAGAUACUACGAAGAAUACUAUGAGGCAACUCCGCAAUACAAGUCAAGGGAUUCUCCGCGCAUCUAUUCUCCGAUUCGACCAAUUCAACCAGACGAUGCGCACAGAGUGAGGCGAAAUCCUAAGCAGCAUAAGGGAAUGCCCAGCUCCGUCGGCUGGCGGAAUACUUACGCUAAUCCUGAACGACGCACCGCUCAGGGCAAUGCAGUCCGACUUCGAAAUGUUUUGAAGCUCCCAAAAGCCCAUAAAUGGGUUUUUUAUGAAUGGCUUUACUCCAAUUUGGAUAGACCACUGCUACUAAGCGAAAAUGAUUUUCGCAUUUGUCUUCGCGAGAACUUUCCAAAUGUUAAAACCCGUCGCUUAACACGGGCGCAUUGGUCUCUAUUACGUCGAUUGAUGGGGAAACCUCGACGCUGCUCAACGUCCUUCUUUGAAGAGGAGCGGCGUUCGUUAAACGAAAAGCGUGAAAAGAUUCGCACAUUGCAGGCAACUCGCUCAGUACAGCUGGAGUUUCUUCGUGAUCUGCCCGACGAUAUGCAUGUUCCUAUGCCCCUUAUCAUUGGAACAAGAAUUAAUGCUCGUGUACGUUUUCCGACAGAUGGUCUCUAUCCUGGCAAAGUUGAUGCUAUCGAUUCUUUGCGUCAUUGUUAUCGCGUCACUUUCGACAGACCUAAUUUGGGCACUCGGUCUAUUCCCGAUUAUGAGGUGAUUAGCAUUGACCCUCAGGAGACCAUCCCUCUCUCGGCGUACAAGACGCAACACAAAGCUAGUCGUAACUUGUUUAUGAGUCCUGCCAGACUGUUGGCUCAGUCUGCUCUACAGGGCAAGAGACACAUGCAUCACCACAAAAUUGCCCACGCCGUAGGCAGCACCACUAGCGAUUUCGGCAUUAACGAUUGUCCUCUGUGUCAAGCUGGUGACGGUACAUCUCCCUCCACUUCAAUUAAAGCGCCCUCUAUGGGCGAGAUGACUUCUGGUAUUGGAGGAGCGGCUCUUUCACUCAAUGAUCCUUCGAGCAGCGGUGGGCGAUUGUUGCUCAAUGAAUCUGACAUUUACGGAGGCUAUCCGAUGAAGUUCCUCGUCAUGGUGACAAAGCUGUCAAAGAUUCUGGAGGUGAAAAAGAUGUGCGUGGAUGAGUUGCAGGACUUGAAUACCGAGGCAGAACGAAAAAUCUCCAAUCAGUCGGAAAUAUCUGUCGAGUUUCAGCACAAGUAUCUCACGCUUAUCGUUCACUUGGAGCGUCUGAACAGGGAACUCAAUCAGUAUCUUAUCCACGUUUUGCAGUAUGCUAACGAAAUUGCACAAGAGCACGGCGUACCACCCCUGGAACAACCGGCCGACUUCAAGCAACGCUGUGACGAGGACGCCUAUGACAUUGUAAACCGUGUGAAAAGCAUCCAGGUGCAGCGAUUGCGCAACAUGAAGAAUAUGGACCUUAUCACCAGACUAACCGGCAUUCUCGUGCAAAUUCGCUCCCUCAGUGAGCAGGACAGUGUCACGCCCGACUGUUCCAGCGUUCUUGACUCUCUCCGGGAUCUAAAAACCACUCUGCACUCUAGCAACAUUCACACCUUCGAGGAUAUGCUGGAGGUGAAGAUUCACCAUGUGAUGAGUGGACUGAACACACAAGGGAAUUUGCACGCCUUCCUCUACAUGCAUCCCAACCACAUGCAGUAUGUUUGA